AUGAAAACGGAACAGGAAAAAAAGGAUAUAAAUAUGAAAUACGCAAAUUACUUGAAAUUGAAUGAAGAUGCUAAACAAUGGAUAUAUAACAAAAUAGAUAAAAAUGAAAUAUUUUCAAUAAAAGGACAAUAUGAAUCAUUUGUUAAGAAUUAUGAAGAUAGAAAAAAGGAUGUUAGUAAUAAGUAUAAUGUAAAUAAAUAUUUAAAUUUUAUGACUAGUUUUUUCUUAUUAUGUCUUAUAAUAUUGGACUUUUUUAUUAACCUAUUUAAAGUUACUAUAAAGAAUCUUAAAUAUUUUUUAAAAAAUCCUGUAUAUUUUAUAUAUACCUGCAAAUGUUUUAUAAAAAGUACAACAUCUAAUUUCUUCAAAUUUAUACAAUUAUAUAAACAUCUCAUUCUAAAGACAUUCUUAUUUUUAUUAAAGGAAAAAAAGAAAAUAGCAAAAGAAAUAAAAGAUCUCUUUUCUUUUUGUUUUAAAGUUUUAUAUUUUUAUGUUUACAAAUAUAUACAAUCUCUUUAUCAAUAUCUAUAUAUCAAAUACUGUGAACUCUUUAAACCAACCAAAAAUUUCAAGGUCGCAUUUACCUAA
Molecule: messenger RNA, 588 nt
Organism: Plasmodium falciparum 3D7
Lineage: Eukaryota; Apicomplexa; Aconoidasida; Haemosporida; Plasmodiidae
Source: RefSeq, a predicted model, not a curated record